CCAGGCAAACGUUGGGUUUUUCUGUUGCACAUGCCUAAAUUGAUUUCAGUUUGUCAUCAUGGUAAAUACAGACUUUGGGAUUUAGCAAUAAAACACAUUUGCAUAAUUUCGGGAGAGAUUUUGAAAUCAUGACAUGGUUGCCAGUGUUCGGUGGGUGUAGUUCAUUUGAGACUCAGAGUAGUCUGUGAUUUGUUAAUGUCAGUCUUAUAUAGGCUACUGAGCUUUACUGUGAGACUUGCCCAUGCUUUAUCCUACUCAUGAUCUAAUAAUUCUGUCACGAGAUGGUUGUGUACAUGUGGGAUUAGACCAGCUAAAGUUUCUCUCACAUUUCACCAUUUCAUUGAAGACUAUCGGAGAUGGCGUCUGAAAAAAAGGACACCGGUGAUGUUUUGAAGAGUCAGAAUGUAUUUCUUCGGAUCCUCAAUCUUCGAUCUGUCAGUGCUGCUCUCGAAUCCAUUGAGAAGACGUACACCAGCACGAAACAGUCUCAUUCCAUCAUAAGGUCUGUGUGUGGGCUGUAUGAGAAAGGUGUGAGGAGGGCUGGCAGCUUGGCUGUUUGGAGUUUGCAACCUGCCCUCCAUGUACUGGAGCCCCAGCUUGUAGCAGCCAAUUCAAUGGCUUGCAGAGGACUGGACCGCCUUGAGGAGAAGGUACCGGCCUUGCAGUCUCAGCCUGCAGAGCUGGCAGCAAAUAUCAAAGAGCUGAUGUCUUCAACUUUGGAAACCGCCAAAGAUGGAAUCGCCUGUCCAAUCAAACAAACCUCUAAUGUUGUGUUGGACAAGGUAUCUACUGGGUACCAGCAGAGCAAGAAUGCCAUAAGGGACGGCAUACAGUUUGUCCUUAACAGCAAGCUCGUGUACCUGGCCGAACAGAGAGCCAACAGGGCUCUAAGUCUGACGGAGAACCUGGUCGAAUACGUCCUUCCUGUAUCUUCAGCUGAGACAGAGGAUGAUGGGAGUAUGAGAGAGCAGGAGCCUGAUUUUAGAUCCUCUGGCCAGAAUCCCAGUUUCGGCAGACUGAGAGCGCUGGCCGACGCCAUCUGCAGACGUGCCUUUGAGAAGACAGCUGCACAGCUUCAGCGCUCCAAACGUCAAGGUCAGGAACUGGUCACACAGAUCCCUGGCGUGAGUUCCCUGGUUGAAUAUACCAUGAAGACAAUGAAGACUAUAGGAGGUGUAAUACUAGGACUCCCGAACUCUGUAGCAGCGUUUCUGAAAGCUCCUCAGAAGGAGAUGACCAAUAAUGAGCAUGAGAAACUCGAGAGUAAUGGGCUGCCGAGUCUGGUCAGUGGAUUAGGGCAGCAGUUACUUAAAGUCAAUAGAUCUGUGCUGGGUAAAGUAAAGAAAACCCCUCAAACCAGUUUCAACCUGGCUAAGGAUGGAGUCAACGUUGUCCUGGGUUCCUUUGGCACAGUCAGGGAGCGAGCGCUGCACAACCUUUCUUAUUAUGGGCUGAUUCCUAGGCGAUCUUCCAAGCCAGGAGGUUCCCAACCGGCUGGGAAAGAUGGAGCAGAAGAAUGUCUGAGUGACUCCCUGGUGCUGGAGGCCAUUUUGGGAGACCACAUGCACGGUCCCAGUCACAACUCUGAAAAGCCACCUCUUAAGACUAAAGAGCCAAGAGAGAUAUCGGAGGAAACCCGUCAGCUGAAGAAAUUGGUAAUAAAGCAGAUUCCUAUGCAGCAGAAAGUAGUUCUUGGGGGGAGCAACAAAAAAUCUUCCAACCACCGAUCCUCUAGGAAGAGUCUGACCGAUUACACCAAGAUCUCCUCCUCUUCUAAAAUUCACACAGUGCCAAACGGCAGGAAUGCAAAAUGAGAAUGGAGCGAUGAUUUUCAAGUCUCAAAGUCAGUGACCUAGUUAUAUACAUCUGAACUGUUUAUGCAUUUCUUUUCGAUAAUAAAGCAUAUUUAUUUUGUUGUGCACAUAAAUCAUUCUGGAGAACUGAUAUACAGUGCUAUUGUUUAAAGGUUUGCAGUCAGUAAGAUUUUACUAUACUAUGGUCUAAUAAGCGGAUUUGCUCAGAAAACUUUUUUUUAUAAUCAAUGUUGAAAACAGUUCUGUGCUUUUGUUCUGGAGUGUUUAAAUGCGUUAAAUAGAAAAGUGUUUCAUUUAAAAUGACAACAAUUUAAAACAUGAAAUAUACCUUGAUUUUAACUUUUGAUCAUUUUAAUGCAUUCAAAAUAUCUGACAUCAAUCUUUUAGCUAUAGUGUAGCUAAGAAAAACAACAACACUGUGAUGUGGCUUGAAUAUAAGGCUAAUUUAUAUAGAACUGUAAUUGCAGAGAUGGUGCAAAUAUCAUUAAUGAGACAAGGCAAAUCCUGACUAAUUUUCACUGAUAUUUUUAUUGUAUCAACAGUCACAGCAAUUGGUGAUCAUACACUUUUUUCCAAAAGAUUCCCUUGCAAAACUAAGAUGUGAGGAAUGAGAUUUCAUCAUUACACAUAAACUGCACAGUUGUGACCCAUUAAGUACCAGUAUAAAUUAUUUACGCCAUAGUCUUUUUUUGUUGUUGCCAUGUCACUGCCUCUAUUAGUUUUUGAGGGGACAAUGUGCUCGAUGGAAAAGUCCUCAGAUUUGUAUCUCUUUCAAGAUACCAGAAUGACAUUUACAGCAAAUCAUUACAGCAAAGGUCAUUCAGUUAUGUUAGAUGAUUUAUGCAACACAUACAGCAUAUUAAUUGAAGAAAUAGCCUUUCACUUCAAUUUGACCAUAUUUUAAUAUGAAUAACAGAUCAAAAUGUUUACAUGCAUACUUGUAAUGUCUAUGUGGUCUAUAAAUAUAUGACAAAUAAAUCACAUUUAUCUGUCAGCUCUUCACCAUGUAUUCACUCCAUUUGUUUCACUUCAGAUUUCUAUUGGCAAUCUUUCAUCAACUGAAGUUAAAGGAGUAGUUCACUU
This is a messenger RNA of Pimephales promelas (fathead minnow), 2897 nucleotides long. RefSeq names its product perilipin 1 (gene plin1). The record is from RefSeq and is a predicted model, not a curated record. NCBI's taxonomy places the organism in Eukaryota, Metazoa, Chordata, Actinopteri, Cypriniformes, Leuciscidae. Gene Ontology annotation, biological process: lipid metabolic process. Gene Ontology annotation, cellular component: lipid droplet.